CAAAAAUUGUUUGCAAUAUACGCCAUCUAAGUUGGUAUAUUGCAUCUCUCAUGAAGCAUUAUAAAGAUUUAUUCUGAAGUUUUAAGCAUAGGAUAGUAGAAAUUAUAUACUUAUAUCUUCUGAUUUUGUACUAUUAUAUUAACUGGAAUGGAGCGAAGUAUUCAUGAAAUGUUAAAAGAUGCUCCAUCUUUAAAUGAUAGUGAUAGUGCAGUUCAUAGUGGAACUCCUCCACCUCAUGUACCAAACAAUUGUAAUAAUGAUAGUCAACCUAGACCAGCUACAAUAAAUUUAACUUUGGGUAGUCCUACAUCUCAAAUGUCUAUAACAGUAUCUCCAAAUACACCUAUUCAAAAUGGUGAUACACAAACAAUGCGUACUGCUCAAAGUAAAAUUGAAAGCAUUAAAAAUUGGAGUAUUUCUACAUAUAAAUGUACAAGACAACUAAUGUAUGAAAAACUUGGAAAAACAUCCCGUACAGUAGAUUCAGAGCUUGAAACCCAAAUUGAAUUAUUAAGAGAUACUCAAAGAAAGUACUGUAAUGUUUUACGGUUAUCAAGAGCAUUAGCUUCUCAUUUCCAUCAUGUUGUUCAAACUCAACAUGCUUUAGGAGAAGCAUUCUCUGAGUUAGCACAGAAAUCUCCAGAAUUACAAGAAGAAUUUUUAUAUAAUUCAGAAACUCAAAGAAAUUUAACUAAAAAUGGUGAAACAUUAUUAGGGGCCUUAAAUUUUUUUGUUUCUUCAGUAAAUACACUUUGUAAUAAAACUAUUGAAGAUACGUUAUUUACCGUACGGCAAUAUGAAACAGCAAGAAUAGAAUAUGAUGCCUAUAGGACAGAUCUUGAAGCAUUAGCACAAGUAACAAAAAACGAUAGUAGCAAUGCAGCAAGAUUAGAAGCAGCACAGGCUAAUUAUGAAGAACAUAAACAAAAUUUUGAAAAAUUAAGAUCAGAUGUUUCAAUUAAACUUAAAUUUUUAGAUGAAAAUAGAAUCAAGGUAAUGCACAAACAAUUAUUAUUAUUUCACAAUGCAGUAUCUGCUUAUUUUUCUGGAAAUCAAACUGCACUGGAAGCCACACUGAAACAAUUUAAUAUAAAGGUUAAAUCACCAAAUUCAUCUUUACCAUCAUGGCUUGAACAGUAGUUACAUUAGAAAAAAUAAAUUUAAAUAAUCAGACAAACAUGAAUAAAAAAUACAUUCGUCCAUACGAAUUUUUCCUCAAAAAUGAAAGAGAAUUACAAAAUAGAAUGACUUUUAAAAAUUCUCAAAAACAUAAAAAAACACUGCUAUCAAGUAAUUUAUCAAGUUCAAUAAUUUUUGAAACAAAAAUGAAUUAUCAUAAAAAAAAUAGACUGAAUUUUUUUUUUAAAUUCUGCUUUAAAUAUCGGCCAGUAUCUGUGGUACAUGGCAUAUGAAUCUUAAUUAU
Messenger RNA from Apis florea (little honeybee), 1423 nucleotides. It is a transcript of the gene Arfip, whose product is annotated as ADP ribosylation factor interacting protein arfaptin. The record is from RefSeq and is a predicted model, not a curated record. Gene Ontology annotation, molecular function: protein domain specific binding; phospholipid binding. Gene Ontology annotation, biological process: regulation of Arp2/3 complex-mediated actin nucleation; intracellular protein transport. Gene Ontology annotation, cellular component: trans-Golgi network membrane. Lineage: Eukaryota; Metazoa; Arthropoda; Insecta; Hymenoptera; Apidae.